ACACAAACUCUGUGUAAAAAGUUGGAUUUCAUUAGAAAGAGAUUAGAUAUGUUCUCGAAGUUGACAGUAUCUAUAUCUAACAUGUCAUAUAUCGAUUUUUAGUAUUAUAUUUCAAACCUGUCUGAGAUCUCAAUCACGACACACAAAAAAAGAUACUGUGGGUUGGUUUGGGCUUCAUUUUCUUGUUGUCAUCUUCAGAAUUUUGCUGUGCAGCUCAAGUUUAGUGUGUGUGCCCUUAAUUGCUUGGCUUUUGAAGUCCUUUUGACUACGAUCUUUCUCCGGCUAGCUUUGAGGGAUAAGAACUUCAUAAUUGAAGAUAUCUUCUCAGAUUUUUUAUUGAGACAAAAGAGAAACAUGGUUCAGAAACUAGAAGCUAUCAAGGGCGGUGGAGGAUCCAUCAGAGUUGGCACUACCGGAACAAUCAGUGCUCUGAUGACUAGGGAAUUGGAAUCAGUUAAAUCUGUAUCGCAGACACCAAGAUCUCAUCCUGUUUCAAUUCCCUGUGGCACAACUUCUACUAAAAAACUACAACCAAGAAAAUCAUUAGAUGGAGCAAGUACAAGUGGCAGCAGCAAUAACAUUAACCACAGAACUCAUGAAAUUCCCCGGAAAACAAAAAGCUAUAAUAAAGGUACCCAUCGAAUCCCAAUGCUGGCCUCUGAUAACGUUUCUUUGGAUAGAACUCCUAAUCAGCAGAAAAAUGACAAGAAAAGAUCUAAUAUUGUGGAAAUUGUGGACAUAAAAUGUGGGCACCCAGAAAGAGCAUGGGCUAGCCCUAUAACUAAUAAGCUCAAGAAACUUGGAUUCUCAAAAUUAUCCGAGAGUACUAUCUAAACUUGCAGCUUCUUCACAUCAGACUUCAGGCUCCUGUAACUAACACUUGAAAUCCCAAUUGGCCGACUGUUUUCUGAGACUUCCACCAUAGAACAUAUGCUCGGUAGCCUUUUACCUCUUCCCUUUUUCUUCUUUUGGGUUGUCAACGCAGACACAAUAGUCGGUCUAGGAUGGCUACUAGAGGAAGCAAUAUCUUCAACAUGAGAGUGUGGCUUCUGUGAGCUACCUUGGCUGCUUACUUCAAGCCUGCUAAAGUACUCAAUUUCUUUCAUUAUGAGGGAUCCAACAGUGCCUCUGGUGCCGAUUUCUACAGGAGUGUGUGCAGCCAUUUUCUUUGGAACUUCUGCAGCAAUGUUGCUGGAUUUAUACCUGUUUUGUCUAGUUUGGGUGAAUGAGUCAAGAAAAGAUAGUGGAUGUGGAUGAAGACUGGAGUGUUUUUGGGUCUAGUCUUGGUGGGGAAGUUGCUUUUUGAGUCUGAAGCACUAGUUGGACUGGAGUCUUAUACACAUGUUUUCACAUGACUUCUUUACCUCAUGUUCUUUAUCCAAAGCUAUAUGGUGACAUGGUCAUUGUAUUCAUGUGUCUGCAGCUACAACAAUUACAUUUCUAACAAGAGUAGUGCUUCUUUAUUAUCAUUUACUCAUUUGUAAACGUUCGGUGCUGCACAUUUAAGCUGCAUUAAGAACACUGUUUACUCAGAAAUUGAUGGUCAUUUAUGUGAAAUCUGAAUUCCCAUAUUGAUAUCCUACCCAACUAAUCUGAGAUAAAAAGUAAACAAGGUACAAGAGUUAAAAUGAAGGAUGAGUAAAUUCAUGGUCUUUUUUAGUAAACCUUUUGUUAACUUUUCUUGUCUUGAAUGGCAAGGGAAAGGAAGAAGGUGGGUGACCUUUGAUGGAGCAACUUGUGAGCUUUUCAGGUAUGGCCAAGGGCAUGGCAGAAAUUAAUUAGAAUCUUCUCAGUAGCGUUUCAAAUAUUUUGUGU
Molecule: messenger RNA, 1815 nt
Organism: Pistacia vera
Lineage: Eukaryota; Viridiplantae; Streptophyta; Magnoliopsida; Sapindales; Anacardiaceae
Exons: 2
Coding region: 355-834 (159 amino acids)
Source: RefSeq, a predicted model, not a curated record